AUGCAGCCCGGGGGACGGCAGCAGGAGGGACCGCCUCAGCCCACCCAAGCCAAAGUCCCAGACGUAUGCUUAAAUAUUUUAAAAAUCCCCCCAGAUGCCUAUGUUCUGUGUACAAGACGACCCCCAAUUUCUUACUAAUUUUUUUUAACAAAAAACCUUGUCCUAUACACGGGGAAAUGCAGUAAAUGUGUUUCUCAGAAACCUGCUCUAAGGUAGUGAAUCUUGUCAGUUUUAAUUAAAGCCAGCAGUCACACCUCUGUAUUAAUGUCACUAUGAAAAGAAGUCACAGUUACCAGAACUAUGAGAAAGUAUUGGCAAGAAUCAGAGAAUUCGAAGGGACCCUGAGGCUCAUCUACUCCAACCACCUGCAAUGCAUGAAUUUCAACUAAGGAAGAAAAAUGCAGGAAAGGAGUCAAGACAUGAGCAUAAGGUCAGACAUCACCAGAAUAUAAGGCUAUGCCAAGAGCUGCAUAAUCAUACCAGGGUGUGCUAGUCUAGCUCCAGGGUGGACUUUCUUACUCCAAGUCCAAGGGACUAAAGACACUGGACUAAGGUGCCCUGCUUUACAGAGGACAGUUCUUUAUUUGGAAGGCAGUCCGGUCCAACUCUGAGUUAAAUAUAAAGAGCCAGUAGUAGCAAGAGCAGGAGUGGUGCAGUAACUGGAACAAUUGCUGUCACAUGACAGCAGCAGGGCCAGAUUGGGAUCCAACAGAUUACUGGCUGGCUCAGCCCCACCACCUCCCUGCCUCGGAGAAAGCCCCAUUUUGGCCAGCUGCUGCCAGCAGCAAUCUCUUUUUCUGCCCUACUGCCUGUUUGGUCGGUGGAAGGGAGAGCUUCAUGACAGCAGAGUAAACCAUCUAUCUAUCUUUAUUAUUUUCCACACAAUAUAUAUUUUAUAAUAUAUAUAUUUGGUCCCAGGCCCAAAGGAAGUUAGAUUGGCUUCAACCAGAGCCAGGGCCUUUUCAACUCUGGCUCCGGUCUGGUGGAACGCUCUGCCUCAUGAGACCAGGGCCCUGCAGGAUCUGAUUUCUUUCCGCAGGGCCUGUAAGACAGAGUUGUUCCGCCUGGCCUUUGGCUUGGAGCCAAUUUGAUUCCCCCCCCCUUUCUUUUUUCUUUUCCUUCUCCUCCUGCGAUGAGGCUACAUUUUACUAUUUUAAUGUUCCAUUAUUUUAAUGUUGUAUUUUAUUUUUGUUUUUAAGUUGUAAUCAUUCAUCUUGUUUUUAUUGUUGCUUGUAAGCCGCUCUGAGCCCGGCCUUGGCUGGGGAGGGCAGGGUAUAAAUAAAAAAUUAUUAUUAUUAUUAUUAUUAUUAUUAUGAUGAUGAUGAUGUUACUUGUGUUUACUGUAUUGCUGAGCUCAAGUGCAUGUGAUACAUGCAUCCCUAAGAAACACUAGAAAUGACUAGAUUGCACCAACUUUAUUAUAAGACACUAGACCAUUCAGUGAAAAGAACACAUCUGAGUAAAUACAGGCAUAUGGGGUGUAUUGUUUCAGGUCCACAGACUGCUGCUUGGAAACAGAGUUAUGCCCAGUAAGAGAGACUUUGGCCAUUUGUUCUCUAAGGUAUACAGAACAGAGUCCAUUGCAUUAUGAUUAGAGCCAGAACCUAAAAUUAUGUUCCCAGAAGGGUAAAGGCUAACAGUAGAACACUGUACAAUUAACUUCCAGGAAUUAAUCAGUGGAAGUUGAGUGACCCACUCCUGGUGUUGACAUUUAAAAAUCUUCUCCCACUGUGUUGUGUAGAGUCAUUGAGGUUAAAGAUGUCAAUGACCUACUAAACCAUAAAAUCUGUUACCCUUAGGGGAAGGACGACAGACUAUAAUCUCCACAGGUAUAUAAUACAUAUUAAAAUAUAUCAUGCUGCUUCUUAGCUUUGAAAGAGCCAAACCCAGUGCAUUAGAUAUUACAAACCGCAAUGCAAAGUCACAGCAUCAGACACAAUACUGAUACAUAUGCGCAAACAGCUUUUCCCAAUAUUGAGAUGGCAAGCUUUAGAAUUUUAAAUAAUUAAAAAAUAAGUCACAUUAACCAGACAUCAAAGAAAAAAUAUGAGAAAUGCAUGUCCCGGCAUAAAAUGCGACACAAGGCAAAUGAAUUUUUUCCUUAAAUAUUAGAAGGGAUUAAGGGUUUUAAGGCAGGAGUCUUCCUAGAAUGUGUCGCUUAUCAACUUAAGAAUAAGAAGAUAAAACUGAAGUGCUCAGACUCCAAUCCCAUAAAUAUAAAAUCCACAUAAAUUAUACUUUGUAAUAAAGACAGAUUCCCUCUCUCAGACUCCAGAACAGAUUGCUUCAUGUGCUCCCAUGGGUUGACUGUUAGUGUGAGUUUAUUGUGAGUUUCUUUGUAUAAUAAAUGAUGUGUCUGAUUCACAGAGCUGAAAAGCUUGAAAAUGUAAUUUUAGAGUAUCCACCAUUAUAAUUGAUCAUCUCUCUCUCUCUUUAAAAAAUGUUUUAAAAUCUCAUGGAUAACUGCAUAACUGCUGACAGGGAAGGAUCUCAAGCAAAUUAUAAAGAAAAAUGUGCAAGAAUGCAAAAUAAUCUCCCAACAUAUUCUUGCUAAGUUAUUUUGCUUGUAUGCCUUUCAUAGUGCAGUAAUUUGUUGUGAAGAAAUUAAGCAAGUGCUUUUUUUUACUGUGUCUUUCUUCUCUGUAUAUCCUUAUCAUCUUCUUUUUUCAUACAUACGCACACACACCCCAAUUAUACAUUGCUGCACAAUCACAAAAUCUAUAACUCACUUACACAAGGAAUAAAUUAGUAAGCAAAGAAGAAUAAAGUAUAAGGAGAAUUCUUUCAUAACAAAGAGGGAAAUGGUUACUUGCUAUUCCAAACUACUGGGGAUAAAAUCCAUCUUUCAAUAAACUUAGAGGAUCAGUUGUAAGUUUGCCCCAUUCCAUGGUUUAUGUAUCACUUUUAACUGUAUAGCCUCAUUAAUAGUUUUCAAUAAGUGUUGUUCUUUUUCUUCCUUUUUAUAAACUGCUUUGAGGGUUUUUAUGGUCAGGAAGUGUAUGAAUUUGAUGUAAGCACAAUUCCAAUUAUAGCAUUGUGACAGUUUUACUGACAAAGCCCUCUUCAAUCAACUUUAGUGUUUAGGGUCUUUAGAGUUAGGCAAAGCUAUGCUCCAUUGAUUCCAUCUUGCCUCUUUUGACCGACAGUCAGCAAGCCGGACCUUUGAUUUCUAACAUAUACCUACAUAGUAGUUCUGAUGACAACGUGUGGGAUCUAGCUUACCUGUGUGCUACAGCAAGUACAAGAAGUUUGGCUGCGCUUGUAUGUUCUUUAUGUUAAAAAUGUGUCUUUUUUGUUUAAUUGAAACGUCUCAUUCUGAACAGGUCCUGAAACAGUGAAUGUGCACAGAACUUCAAAUGACCCUACCCAAACACAGCACCUAUGUCAUGUUCGUUGCUGUGAAUGGAACAUAGUGGGGUGUGCACACAGAAAACCUCGUACCAAAAAGGAGUUUUGCAAAUACUUCAAGGAAGUAGGAAGAAAUAUACCGUAUGUGUUUGUUUAUUUGCUAAUCUUAGAAGCCUCUGAGCCAAGAUAGUCCUGCUUCCUGUUUCGUAACAUUACCAAUCCGUGAGAUAACCUUUCCUCUUAUUCUGUGACUGCUAAGCUUACUUAGGACUCUUUGGUGAGGUACUCUGUCAGAGGCUGUUCAAAAGGCUAAGUACACCAUGUCAACUGAAUCACUUUUAUCUACCUAUACGCUUGAUGACACUCUCAAAGAUCUUAAGUGAGGCAGCACUUACCCUUGCAGAAGCCAUGCUGGUUCCACUUCAGCAAGACUUGUUCUUGGCAAGCGAUUUCCACCAGUUUUCUGCUAAGCAAACUGGCCUGAGUUGCAUUGGCCACUUCCCAGUCCUAGAUUUCACAUUUGAUUUCACGUUUGACAGUUCUUUUAGGAACUGUCUUGCGAAUGCCUUCCAGACCCAGCAACUUGUCAGCUUUUAUUCUGCCAAUAAGGUAGAAUAAACACCUCAACACCACUAUCUGCCUCAGUUCCUCAGACUCUUUUGCUGCAAAGACACAUCCAAAUAAUUCAUUCAGCUUCUCCUUCCUUAGCACACCUGUAAUCCAUUUACCUCACUAGAUCACCUCCUGCUACCAAUGCAUUUAAGUAAUAUUUUCAUGGUCUUUGAAUGUGCUAUUCAAAUUCUUCUCUAUUUUUAGCAUCCCUGUUGCUGUCUGCUUACACUUUUUUUAAGUUUGUGUACCUUUGUGUUCUCAUUUGGACUUCUGUUUUCUACAGAAAGGCUUCCUGCCCUCAGCAACAUUUUUGACUCUGCUCCUUAACCUGGCUGGCAUCCUUUCUUGGUCUGAGGUAAAACUGUACUUUCUAGCGGAGCUUCUAAUGUUGUGGUUUUAAAGAACCCCAACUACACAACCAUGGAAUAUUCGCAUAUUCUACUUCUGUUGCUUUGUCCUUGCGGCAUUACUUCAUGUGUGUUUUAUGGCAGUCUGCAUUAUGGCAUAUCUAGUAUACUGGUCUGCGUGUUGCUUGUAUUGUUUGUUGUGUUUAGUUUGCAACACACGGGUUUGUUGUUCUGCAUUAUGGCCCUGGCAGCCUGUAUUGAAAUCUUCAAUAAAUUCCCUCACACUCGUCCAAGGGGACGCGGUGGGGCUGUUUACUCGACUCAGAAGCUCCGCUGAAUUCAAUGGGGACAUGCUUCCUAAGAGGCGUGCAUUGGGCCCACGUGCUUAAAACUGACAGAACACGUUUUGUUUUUUUUAAAGAGUAAGCAGAAAGCUUAUUUCUCCGCGAGGAACUACAGUAUUGCAUAUAUUCUGAGGGAAACCACGUUCCCCGGUCGCCUCACGACGACGGGGCGGGGCAAAGAGAACCGCCUGGGCCAACAAGGCUCCGCCCCCUCGUCCGCGUUCUGGCCUUGCCUCUUUUCUCGAGCGCGAGGCUAACUGCCGUUCUGCGUGAGAAAGCGCGCACGCGCACGCGCGCGCUGUCGCCGGGCGACCUCCACCGCCGCGCGCCGUUGAAGAGGCGCGCGCUUUACCCAGCCGGCGUUCUAACGGUCUACAUGGGCACGAGCCAAGGGUACGAGCGCGCAUGCUCCCCUAGAGCUUCCCCUUGACUACACUUCCCCCCCCACCACUUGCUCCCCUGUGGUUUGUGUGCGUGUGUGACCCCGCCCUCUUCGCCCGCUCUGCCUUUCCCCCCUCCCUUUGGCGCACGCGCGACGCUCUUCCUUUGGCCGCCCUUCCCAAAGCCCCGCCCCCUGCCUCCUUCCACCUUCCUGCUCUCCGGCGCUCCUCUCUCUUCUCUCGCCCCCCUUUCUGCGGCGUGAGGUAAAGAAGGGAGGGAGGGGUGGUGGACACCCACGCGCACGCACAGAGCGAGCGAGUGAGGCCGGGAGAAAGAGGGAGCCGUUCCCUGCUUACCCGUCGUGCAUUGCGAGGUUCCCUGGCACUGACGUGGCCGCCGGGAGCCGCCAUCUUGUGUGCCUGGGCGCAGUGAGGGAAAGAGAAGGGAGGGAAAAGGGAGGAAGAAAGAAGGAAGGCGGGGAGGAGGGGGGGAAGGAAAAGAGCAAAAAAAGAGAGAGAGAGAGAGGAGAAAAACGCAGGGAAGGAGCAGCCCCGGGUUCAAAGCAGCGAGGCAGACCGAGACGCCGCCCGGUAAGCAGCGCUAACCCUCAACGCUUUGCUUUUUUUAGGCUGAGGGCGGGCGGGGAAGCGGCGAGAGGCCGGGCGGUGCCGGCGCUUGGGCCUAGCUCAGGGUCGGCCGGCGGGCGAGGGAGGGUGGUAAUAAUGGCGAGGAAUUCCACCCGGAGGUUCGGCCCUCCUCUUGCCAUUCCUCCGUUUGGCCUUCAGCGCCAGGCCGGGGAGGGGAGCGGAGCCGCAGGCCGCACUGCAGGCUUGGCCUCGGCGGAGGAAGCGGGCGGGGGGGGGAGGGAAGAGGCCCUUCUGAGGCUGAAAAAUACUGAAGCGGGGAGGGGAGACUUCCUUGGAGAGUCGCGGGAAGCAGCCGAACGGCCCACCCUUGAACGCCGUCCUCGCCAACCAUCGAACCUUAACGGCUCACGGCGAGGAAGCAACCAGGCCUCCUUCGCCCGCCCUUCUUGCCCCCCCCCAAAGACCUUCUCGUUGUAUUAUUAUUAUUUUUUUAAUAUUGUAAACAGCCAGUUGUUUAUCCUUGUGGUCAUAUCUCCUCUCUUCUCUCCCCCCCCCCCGCACUCGCCCCAAUCUACGCCGGGCACUUCCUUCAAACACUUUAAGAAUUAUUACUAUUAUUUUUAUGUCUUUUUAGAAAUGUAUAGGAAUGUCUCGUCCCACCCUCCUCCCCGACUCGCUUUCACGUUGCUUUCCUUUCCUUCCUAAAGUAGCAGGCUUAAAAAUAAAAAUUAAAAAACCCUCCUUGACUGAACAGUUGAGGAUUGACAGGCAUGUCUACUUAGUUUUAGCUGCACUUAGAAGGAGGGGAACCUCCAUAACUAUGAGGGCACACCCCAUCGUGACCUGCUGCUUAGUUCGAGCCCCUGGGGUUGUUGUUUGAGUGCAACACCUCCAUCCCAUCCCCCCAAUAAGUUUGUGAUCUCAACAUUUGGGGUACAUAGAGGAUAGGUGGACAGGGCUUCCCUCCCUUUAUUUCGUCUCCUGUAGUAGAUCCCGAGGUUUCUGGGUAUGGGGUGGGGAAGCAGAUUUUGAUCACUUAGUCACUCACUGGUGACUUCAUCAGCAGGACAGAAAGUUACGCAAGUGCAGGAAAAAGUGUGAAAUGGCAGAACAGAAAGCUCCUCUUCGUCCCCCAUUUCCAGGGGAUAAAUGGUUAUGAUACCAUUUUCAGGGUUGAGAUUUGAGGCUUUAUGCAGCAGACACAUAAAGCAGUCUCAUUGCUCCAUAGAAUUAUUUCAUAGGCCCCCCCCUCUCCGAAAUACACUACAACAUUGGCAGUCCUGAGCUCAUUGGCACAGCUCGUCUAUGCAGCCAGAUGCACUCUACUGGCAACAAUCCAUCCUCUUAUAUAUUUAGCUAAAACAAUUUCAGUUGAAAUAUUUCUCAUUGAGUUACUUGGGUUUUUUGCCAGCUUGUAUGGUAGUGACAGAACCGCAGUGUGUCUGUGAGGGAAUGAGGAAGGGCAAUAGGUUUCUCCAGUGAAGGGGUUUGGUAUGCAUGCCUUUCUCCUUGGCCCCUUUGAAUAAGUAGCUCCAAGUUGGCUGUGAAGGAAUACCAGGUAAAUGCUGGUCAAUAUCCUUUCUUAAUUAUGUAUGCCUUGUAAUUGGUAAUGAAACAUUAGGUGUUUGGUGGUGUUUUUAUUUCUUAAUAAACUACAUGAAUACAUUUAGUCCUCCAUUCAUGAAUACUGUUUAAAUUAUUUAGUUCUCUACAGACCUCUUCCCUUCCUUGAAAAACAUUGUUUAGCUUAUGUUUUUAGCUUAAACUCUAUAGCUUAGAAGUAAGUGUGUGAAAAUCCAGGAAGUGUUUCUGUGCAUUCUUUGGGUGUGUUGGGUCAAACCUACAGAAUAAGGAAGGAUCCAGAUUAGAGAAGUUCAGCUUUCCCAACCAUUCAGUUUUGUUUCUCCCUCCUUUUCUAGUGUAUAUCUAUCCACUCUUGCCCCUGUAUCUGAACCUAAGGGUAUAUUGUGCAAACAGGGGAAUAUUACCCACACUCCUGUAUUCACAUGUACUGUGGUGCUUAAUUUUCUAUAUUUAAAGGAUUAAGGCUGUAAGAGAGUGUUGAAGGCCUCCACUGCUUGUGAGUAGUGUGUAGGGGAGGUGCAGGUAAUUAUUUUGGUGCUUGUUGAGGAAAAUUGGCUGUACAUCUUCAGUGAACAAAUAGUAUAUAUUCCAGAAUGAACAUUGAUAGGAGGUUGGUGUGGUGCUGGCUCAUUCAAAGGAAUAUGGUCAUGUUUAAGAACAAGGCAGACUUUUCCUUCCUCUCUCUCUUUUUCUUCUGACUAACUUCUUUAGAUGCAGCUUCUAAGCAGCUCUGUGAAAGAGGGUGAUGAAAAACGCUUUACAGGUUGUUUUACAUAACAGUCCUUGUGUUGGGGGAUUCAGUGGUUAAUUGGCUGGAGCAGGGUUAGAACAGAAUUGUUCUUGUGUUCGAAACUCCCAUUGUUCUAGCCGCAUUUUGCGACGGAAUUUUAUUAGCGCAAGCAGUUUCUGAGAUCUGGGAGCAGUCCCGCACCCAAGAUUUCAGAUUAAAACUGCAGAGUGGAAGGACAGGAGGACCUUUUUCUGCCUCCCCGCUUCCGGCUACUCUCUGAAGACUGGGAAGAGACCAUCUUAAGAAUACAGUGGUACCUCGGGUUACAAACCCCUCGGGUUACAAGCACUUCGGGUUACAGACUCCACUAACCCCGAAGUAGUACCUCGGGUUAAGAACUUUACCUCAGGAUGAGAACAGAAAUCACGCGGCAGCAGCAGGAGGCCCCAUUAGCUAAAGUGGUACCUCAGGUUAAGAACGGACCUCCGGAACGAAUUAAGUUCGUAACCAAAGGUACCACUGUAUUAGGGGGGUGGGCAGGGGGAGGACUAGAGCCUGUGAAAAAUGAACAUAAUAUUUUAGCUGCAGUUCAUUCAUUUUCAGCUUUGUAUUCUUGUUAUUUAAAAACUGUGGCCUGACAUUCCCUUGUUGCACCUAUAACCUGCCAUUUGGCUCCUAACUUUCAUAACUUAGUUUCUAACACUGAUUACAUUGUCAUAUGGGAGGUUGGAUUAGUCAGCCAUAAGAACUUUGCUGUCCUUUCGACCACAAGGGAACAGGCACUGUCUGUUGCGCAAACUCCUUCAGGGAAGUAUCAGCUUACACCGUAGCAUGAGGUUGUACUUAUCAUUGUAUUAAAACUUUGUGGGCCAUAAAAUCAGCCAGCUUCAUUGUUUAUCUUUGACCUUGUCGGUUGUCGUCUUCAACUUCAAGUUUCUUACUUGGGUUGGGCACACCAAGAAGCCUUAACUGGAAACACUCAUUAUUUCUGAAGUUAGAAAAAAGUUAACUGUUGAAGUGGUUGUGGAGUUCCUACCAAGGUACUCCACACUCCUCAAAAAGUGAGUGUGAGUGAUCUUUUUUGGCCCAAGGCAUUCACAUGUUUCCAACCCUUGGCCACAUGCCAGUGGUGGAUGUGGCCACUCCACCCUCAUAUUCUGCGCACACAUUCACAGUAUGCACGUACACUUGCAGACACACAAAUCAAAAGAGGAGGAGUUGUCAUCAUUGUAUCACUUAUCAAUCUGGUGACUAAGGUGUUUAUUAGUUUACUUUAAGUUACAUGUGUCAGUUUCUUCACAAAACAGGUAGAAGUCCCAAAGCACUAAAUCUAGGAGACCAGGAUUCAAAUUGUCACUCAGCUAUAAAGCUGACUGGGUGACCUUGAGCCAGACAUUGUCUCCACCUAAUCUACCCUGCAGGGUUGCUGGGGGGGAUUGGAGGAGGAGAGCCAUAUAUGCCACCUUCAGCUCCUAGGUGGAAAGGUGAUCUAAAUAUAAAAAUAUUAUCAAAAGAAUGAUGAAUAGCAGUACAGAACAGAUAUACUGCAGUGCUUAUCCCAUUUAUUUAUUUUUAAGUUUGACACACACCACAUCCGACACAUAAAUGGACAUAUAAUAGCCACCAAAUGCCAGACCACUGGUGCUAUCCAAAUUCCUUGGGGAAACAAAUAUGCUGAAGACAUGACAGCACCACACAAGCUUCCCUCUAGACCAGGGGUUGUCAACCUGGUCCACGGUAGUGGGUUCUAUGGCACAAGCUGAAUCCUCCUUCCAUCGAGCACUGGUGGGUGGUAAGGAAAUUUUACGAUCAAGAAAGCAUUAGUGGGCGGUAGGUAUAAAAAGUUUGACUACCUCUGCUCUAGACAGUAACUUCUCUACCCCACCACAUGCUGUCUUUUCUUUUGCUUUUCCCAUUGUUUCCAAAAUCCAUGUGGUUUGGGAGGUGGUGCAAAAAAAAUUGCUGAGAAACUUUAUCAGACCUUUGUUCCUGUGGUUAAUCAGCCCUGUUAUAAAGCAGUGCUAUCUCUUACAGGUAUCAUUAGUCUCAGAUUAUGACGUAAUUCAGUGAAGUUUCUAUUUCUUUAUUUAUUGCCUAGUUUCUAAGAUAAUGUGCACCAGAAUUGCACUUUUAAUACAUGUUAGUCUUAUUUUAGACUUUAUAGAAGAAGCAUGUUGUGUGGUUGGAAGUAUAAGCAUUAAAUACCCCUUUGUUGUAAUGAGGUUUCUUUCUUUAUAGCUCAUGUAUGAUAAACUUGUAUGGGGGGAAAUUAUGUUCAUUGUGCCUCUAAUUCUCCAAGCAGAUGCCAUACAAUAAUUACCCUGCUGGAUGAGGCCAAUGUCCAUCUCUUCAGCAUUCUGUUUUCAAUAGUGGAACAGCCAGAGAUCUCUGGGAAGAUUACAAACUGACCAUAUGAGCUGCUGCUUGUUGAGUCCUAGGGUCAAAGGUAUGCUGCCUUUGAAAACAUUGAGGUCCUAUUUAGCAGUCAGUGCUAUUAGUCAUUGCUAAACUUGCUUUUCAUGAAUUUUUUCUAAUCCUUUUUUCAACCACUUUUAAGGUAGUGACUUAUUGCGCCAACCAGGUAAGGUAUGUAUGCAUUGCGUGAAGUCCAUCCUUUGGACAAAAGGAAGCAUUCAAAUAAUGCAUAACUAAGCUUUUUAAUUUUUUUGCAGAUUAGCCUACCUUUGGAGGGAAUCUCGGCUACUCUAAGCACUACAUUUGCAAAAAUUAUUUGUCUUUUUUAAUAUUUAUAUUUUAUUAAGGUGAUUUCAGUUAAAAGAAAUAAAGUGAUACAGAAAAAGGAAAAGUGAGAGGGAGAAAAACGAGAAACAUAUAAAAGUGAAAAUAUACACAAAAAGCAAUACAGUAUAUGAUAUUCCCAUACAUUCUUGCAUAAAUUAGUAUAGUACUAUUGUCCUAGUGCUUAUGUAAAUGUUAAUAGCAUACUACAUUUUGUAUAAACUCAUUCAAAAUGUUAUCGUAUUUAUCCAUACAGAGUCUGCGCCUGUAAGCAUGUUCAUAAAUUGCCACUUAUGUCAUAUCAGUCCAUUGAGUGAAGGGUAUCAUAUCUUUAUUUUUCCAAUUCCUUAAUAUCAAUCUCUUGGCCAACAUUAGGGCACAGAAAAUCAAUUUCCGUUGUCCCAUUGAUAAUUUCCAUACUGCAGGUGUAUAGUUCAAUAAAAUAUUCUCCUCUGAAAGAUUUAACUUUUUCUGCACAGUCAUAGUUACACAGUCUAGCACUUUCUCCCAAAACUUCUUAAGUAAAGAACACUGUACAAAUAUGUUUUCCUUGCCACAUUUCCAACACUGAGCUAUCUUAGCUAACCUUUUUUAUACAACCGUAAAGGGUCCAAUAAACUCUAAAUAUUAUUUUCUGUUGUAUUAAUCUUAAUUUUAAAUCUAAUUACACCUUAGGUAUUGAAGCUAGUACAUUUUCCCACUGUCUGGGUAAUAUUGAAAGUUCAAAUUCUUUCAUGACAAAAAUAAUUUGUCAUGAAAGUGUUCAAUUAAACUUCUCCUUGACCUGCUCCAUGACUUAUUUGAGUAAGCAAGAUAUAAUAUGCUCAUGCUAUGAGAGAUCUAGUGCUGUAGAAAGAGAUCAUUUGAGAACAAAAUAUGAAUGCCUGUGUUACUGUCAUACCUAAAAUAGCUGGCUAAGUGCUGCUUGCUUCCCAUUUGAAACUGGGAAAUAGUCCUUAUGGGGGAAUCUUGAUACCCUAGCUCAGGGGCAUUUAUUGUCUGAGCAGUUAGCAAUCGUUUGCUUUUCUUAUACCCUGAUACAGUAAGAGUCUCUAUCAUUGUCCUAUUUGUUUCGAAUUCAAAUGCAUUUUAACAUAUUUUAUGACUUAAUUGUUUUUUCAUUAAGACUUUGAAUCAUGUAUGGUCUAAUUAGGAUUCAUUUUAAAACAUGGUUAUUUUAUAGGAUUGGAGAACAGCUGGAUAUUCUUUUCUGAAUUGCUACAAUCUGAUACCUAGUUAGCUUGGAGUGAGCACCAUGUAACUCAGUCUGGCAUAGUUCUGAGUAAACAUGUAUAGAAUUGCACUGAAGGUGAAUGGGGCUUUAAAUGCAGUGAGUGUUGUUCCCUGGGUGGUGUUUACCUGUAAUGUACCAUGCAUAUGAUUGGGAAGACAUAUCAGUGAGUAGAUCUUGCCUUCAUUUCUGCAGGACAAAAAUUCAGUACAGUAUUAACAUUAUCUAAUCAGAGUAACUGUGAUUAUGCCUUAUGGCCACUGUCGGAAUAGAAUGUGAAAGUGACGUUCCCUUAAACUGAUCUGCAGGAAUUCCUUUUACUAACUUGAAUAUUCUGCUAUGUCAGCUGCUCAGCCUUGAAAUGCCACUUGGGCCCCUUUUUUGCAGCUUUUAGACAAGGAGUUUUAGUAAGCUUCCAGCUUUUGCAACUUUUAAAAUUUAUUCAGCAGUCUUUCUUGCAGUAUGCAAAAAUCCAACAAUAUUACUUCUAAGUAAUUUUUUGAAGAAGUGAAAUACCACAUGCUAAUAUUUCCAUUCUCAAAUUCUUUUUUCAUAGGCAUCACAGUCCAGUAGUGUUACACACUAUUGUUUGCUUCCUCCUCUGAUUUAUAAUCUCACUAAAAACAGUUCAGUACCUUUCCGUGCUGAGUAACAAUUAAUGCAGCUUAAUAUUUAAGCCAUUUACUGCGAAAAAGUAUUUUGCUCUAGGCCUGUGUGCUGCUUGUGCUUUUUGCUUGUCUAGGUGCAAUCCAUUUAGGUUUCAUUGCUGGUCACAAAUGAAGGCAUGUUCAAGGAACAUGCAGGGUUGUUUUUUAAUGUGGAGAGUUGCACCAUGUAUCUGUAUCUAGCAAUCUGCCUUCCUGUGCAAGAGCCCAAAAAAUUGUGUUAAAAGAGCUAUAGAAUUGUUUAAAUAUAUGUUUGGGACUAAACUAGACAUGCAGGAUAGGUAGAUGCUUCCAGAAGCAACAGCCCUAUGAAAUAUCUUCCUCUUCCUGUAACAGCUAGUAAAGACCGCAGAAUGUGGAGUCAUUGGAUGGUUUCCCUGCCCCUGCAAAUGAGCAAGUGAAGCAGUAAUAGGAAACUCAACCACACAGUGAUAUCACAGUGUGUUCUCUUUUACUAAUUGUUAUGACUUUGAAAGCAGAACAUGUUUGAGACCCAGAGACUUACUGCCAGGGAGCUCCUGGCAGUACACAUAGGCAAACAGGACUGAUGUUUGAGGGGAGGCAAGGGGUGUUAAAAUACCCUGCUGCUGUAUUUUCUUUAAGAAUAAAGGGCUCUGUACCAUUGAACAAGUCUCCUCACCCCACUCUUCCUUUGGAUGCAAUGGAUAUACAUGCACGUCUGCUAUUAUAGGGAGUGCUAAAUAUGAAAUAACAUUUCCCUGUAUGAAGUUCACACUGGCCUGCAGUCCAUAAGGUAUAGUGAAUAAAGUAUAUGUGUUGGUGGCUGUUGCCUCGUCAUGAAGGGACUUGGAAAGGAUGCUAAAUGGCCAACUCUAAAUAGGACAAAUGCUUGUGCUACAUCCAUGCACAUUAGCCAGUCUACACUUCUUACAUGAACAGCCAGGACACUGCUAGUAUCUUGAAGCACUCUUUAGUUUAUUUUUUGAAAAGCACAACUAUAAUUGUGGGGAGAACCUGUAAGUCUCAGUUGGGGAUUAAUGUGUGCAUACAGUCUUGACCACAAGGGAAUUGUUCUGUAGCAAGCAGCACAUGAUACUGAAAACAUUGGUUUGCCUAGCUUGGCUAGCUAGUGAGUUUGUGUAGUUUCAAAGUUAAGGUAUUCCUUUUCUAAUGCCCAUCUUGUAUUUGUAGUCCAUGCAGGCUGAAGGUACACAACUGCAUACAAAAAUCUCUGCACGUUCUCUUGGGGAAUGAAAGCUGUUGGUAGUCAUGAGGCGUGUGGGGGGGGAGACAAAGUACAGUGGUACCUUGGGUUACAUACGCUUCAGGUUACAUAUGCUUCAGGUUACAGACUGCUAACCCAGAAAUAGUACCUUGGGUUAAGAACUUUGCUUCAGGAUGAGAACAGAAAUCGUGCUACGGCGGCAGCAGGAGGCCCCAUUAGCUAAAGUGGUGCUUCAGGUUAAGAACAGUUUCAGAUUAAGAACAGACCUGCGGAACGAAUUAAGUACUUAACCCGCGAUACCACUGUGUAGAAUAAGUAGGAGAAAUGGUUACUUGGACCUGUAGGAAGAAAGGUGAAAAGGCAGUGGAAAUGUUUGGGGAAAGGCAGAAAUAGUUGCAUAUUGUACUCCAGUAUCUCCAUGGCACUAUUUUAACACUUAAUUUAUAGUUUUGUAAAGUUCCAAAAUGGUCAAGAAAUGCAGGAAUGAGCUAUUGCAUAAUAAUGAUUUUUAUUUAAUCCUGUUCCCUUGGAACCUGAAAAUUAGUCUUUUCGAACUCCAGAGUAGUCUUACUGAAGUCUGUAGAAUUACUUGAGAGUUUAUGGGUUGAGAUUUUAAGUAUAAACGUACACACAGCUGUGAUGCAUAAAUAUUUUAGUUUUGAUGUUAUCUUAAAUACUGUAAACAGCCAGAGGCAAUUGAGCUACAAAGAUUUCAUGUGUAGUUUAGACACAACUAUACAUUGAUAUGUAUGCACUGUGUGAAAUAAGCUAUUAUGGGCACACAGUAGUCAGGUAUUAAGAGUGUUGCAUGCAGCUUCUUCCUGAACCAUGGCUGGGGAACCUGUGGGCUUCUAAAUGUUGAGCUGUAUCAUACAGCCAUGCUGGCUAGAGCUGAUGGAACCUGGAGUGCUGCAGGUUCCCCAUCUCUGAUCUAAGCAUGGGUACAUGCAGUUAGAAUUCACUGUGUGGCAGUGAAUAGAAGUUCCUAGGAAAGAUUCCCACACUGUACUCUAUGCUGAACUGAUGUUAAUAGCUACUCACCUAAAUGUUUGUAGUUGAUUUAUACCAUCAAUCAUGGCACCAGGUAAGUGGUGCUCUCUCAGUUUUGUUGCUGCAUAAAGUUAAUAUCUUUGGUGGUAUUUGAAGCAAAGGUAACUGAGCCCCUGGUACGUGCAGUUUUCUCAUGAGUUUCAUAUCAUGUGCUUAGUGUCUGGCAUGUUUAAAAGCAGGGGUUUAAUCUCAAAAUAUUUAAGCUUCUAGCAGAAAACUGUGACGAUAAUGCAGUUUUUUUAAUUUUGGCCAUCAAUCUUUUCUUUGUUAUUUUUGAGGUGUCUUUGUUUCCUGAAGCAUUCUUGAGAGUCAUACUUUUGGAAAUGCAGUUAGCAGCUGUUGAGUGGUGUUGACAGUGAUCUGCAGGAAACUGAACAUUGUGUGACUACCAUGUUAUACUGUCAGCUUGUCCUAACAAAGUUGAUAGGAUGUGUUAAUUUACAAAGCUGAAAUGUGAAAUGUAUGGAUUGAUUAUCUUUGGAGCACUCCUAGCAAGCAUGUGGAAUAUAUUUUGUAAGAAAACAUGGAAUAUUCUUGGCAUCUGUGUUAAUUUCUGAAAGAGAUGCUAUAAGCAGGGCAUCAUCUUCAAAAGAAAAGUGAUGUCCCAGAAUAACAUAGUUGAGUUUGAUUUAAAGCCACUUCCCAGUGAUCUAAGAACAUUGAUACAUACUUAUUACAAUAAUAUAAAUAAUUGCAUUUUCUGCUAGGUUAGUAUUUAGUUGUGGAGCAAAAGAGAAAAUGGGUGAAUUUGCUUAUAAGUUGCAGAGCAUUGGAAGGGCUGUGUACCUUCACAAGGUGCAGGCAGAGAGUUAAAAGCUGUCAUGGAGACCGUGGCCAGAAAGCAGGACUUGUUUUUUACUCCUACAAGGCCCUUCCUCUAACCAAAUAAGGAUUGUUGUUUGUUCCUCUGGUGACAGAGAGAAUGACUGAAACUGUAGGAAAAAGCUGCUUUGCUAAUAUGAACUAGUCACGAUGUUACUCCUGAUCUUUGUGUGUGUGAGUGUAAUAAAGGUGUGAACCAUGUGUUGACUCACUGUAUAUAAAAUGUUCUUUUUGGCUGCCACAGUGAAAUCUGUUGCUAAAUAAAGGUAAUGGGUUUUUUUAAGACAAGCAGUGAUCCUGUUCUAAGAAAGUGCUUUAAAAUCCACAUGGCUACCAAUAUAUAAUUCCUUUUUCUUUCUCGUGUGCCUGAACCAUGGUGCUAGCUGUCGAUAUGUCUGCCAAGUGUAGCUAAGUAAAAGCUGUUUCCCCAAGUAGCCAUCACCUCCCCCCCCCCAGCUUUUUAAAGUGUUUUUAGUAUUUGGAGUGGAGGGAGAACCCUAGGAGCUUAGUUGCCUAAGUCUCUGCUGAUGAUGGGUUGGGGUUUGUUUUGUGUGUGUUUUUGGAAUUUUGAAAUAGUGUUUUACCCUUUUGUGUAAGAAUGGCGCUGCUGGAAUCUGAUUUUUCCAUCUCUGAAUUAUCAAAUCAAUCCUACUUUUGGGGAAGUGGUGCCUAGUGUGGUGUGGAUUAGUGAGGCACAUUUGAUACUUUUUUUCCGUUAAGGAAAGUGGAAUAAUCUUUUAUUAUGAUAUUCCUGCUAAUGAUACUAACUUCCUUGUUACUAUAGCAUAUUUAUGACAAUUUUCAAAAUGCUGGAAAUUGGUAGCAUUAUGCUUUUACUUAGACAUUUUGGAACCUGAAUGCUAGUCAUUUUAGCACUAGGACUUUGCAACACAACCUCUCCUCCCCCUGUGUGGCCCCCAGAUUUAUUCUGCAAAUUGUCAUGGUGGGGGCACAAGGGGGGGAGAUCUAGUGCACAAGUGGAAGUCCUUGUGCUAAUGGAACUGCUUGGUUUGAUACAAUCCAGUAUAUUUAGGUUCACAAAUGUAUUUUGAGUUGUAAGACUUCCAUGGUAGCUGACAAUACUGUCAAUACAGUCUUGUUAUAUUAUCUCAGAGUAACUUGGGGGUGUCCUCCCCCUACUGCUCCUUUGUUGGUGCCUUGCCUUGCUUGUUACAAGGUUUGGUUACAAAAUAAAAAGUGCUUGAAAAUCAAUAGGAAUAAGUUGUGAAAUAGACAUGACAUUAUCUAAAUCCGACUCCAGUGGUCAUUUUCUUUGUUUUGACGUAAUGAAGAUUUCAUGUUCACAUCUGUGAGAAGCAGUAGUAUAAACAAAUAUGUUUCUUGUACAGAGGUACCUUGGGUUAAGUACUUAAUUCGUUCCGGGGGUCCGUACUUAACCUGAAACUGUUCUUAACCUGAAGCACCACUUUAGCUAAUGGGGCCUCCCGCUGCCGGAGCCCGAUUUCUGUUCUUAACCCAAAGCACCAUUUCUGGCUUAGUGGAGUGUGUAACCUGAAGCGUAUGUAACCCGAGGUACCACUGUACACUUUGAAUGGUUUCUCUAGAAUACUAUAUACUGAAGAAUAUGAAAAGCAUUUACGGUAGCAAACUUUUCAUUUAAGGUAUCCAUACAACCCUUUUCAGGCAGACCUCACAAAGUUUAUGUAAGAUUCUUGAACAACAAGCAUUGAUUCAAAACAAAAUAAAACAGUGGAAUGGAAAAGACCAUUUGUUUAGAAGAAGUUGUCAUUUCUCGCUCAAUUCAAAACAAAAUGCUUCUGCAGGAGGCCCUGUGAUGGGAGAGGGAGGGGCUACCAUUCAAGCUGGAUAGUGGGAAUUCCUCAAGCUUCUUUCUUCUCUCUCUCUCCCCCUCCCCCAAACUGGCCAAGAUAGUCAUACUACUUGAAGUCUCCUUCUCCUACAAAACCCAUUUUGUGUGUCUUGUGUUAAAAGUAUCUGUUACUGUUGAUCUUUUUGCAGUAUCCAAAGCUGAUAACCCACCACUGAAAAUGACCUUUCCAAUCUACCGUAUUUUUUGCUCCAUAGGACGCACUUUUUCCCCUCCAAAAAUGAAGGGGAAAUGUGUGUGCGUCCUAUGGAGCGAAUGCAGGCUUUCGCUGAAGCCUGGAGAAAACUAGGUGCGCCCUAUAGUCUGGUGCGCCCUAUAGUCUGGUGCGCCCUCUGGAGCGAAAAAUACGAUAAUCCCUGUUCACACUCUUAAAAACUUCUGCUCUGUAUUGAGCCUCCAUUGUUGUGAGGUGGCUUUUCACACUUAACACUUGAAAAUAAAUCUCACUGGGUUCCAGGGGGCUUUUACUCCUAAGGAUUGAGCAGGGUGUGAUCAUCACACUACAGAACUAACUGUUUUGAAUUUAUUUUCUCCUAGAUUUCUUUGGCCAGUGAGUGAGCACCAGACUUAAGCAUGGGAAAUAUUUUCGCUAACCUCUUCAAAGGCCUUUUUGGCAAAAAAGAGAUGCGCAUACUUAUGGUCGGGCUGGAUGCUGCAGGAAAGACUACUAUAUUGUACAAACUUAAGCUCGGUGAAAUAGUAACUACCAUCCCUACUAUAGGUAAGAUGUGAAGCAGCUUCCCUUUACAAAUAUGUGACUGUUUUAAACAUAUUUAAAAGUAGAUAAAGUUUGGAAUUGUACACAGACUGACAGUACUGUUGAGUAAACUUGCAUAUGGUUGGUCUGCAUAUGUCUGUGAUGAUGCACUUGUUACCCAGGUGAAGUAAGCAUUUGGUCGCUCUAACCAUGUUUAUAGAUCCAUUACAACUCAUUGCUUAGAGAGCACAAGAUACAACUCCAAUAUUUCUUAAUUUGCUUCUCUUCAAGAAAGGAUUUGACUAAUGCUGGAAUAGUAGAGGGAGGAAAAUGUUGACAAUGUCUAUGAAUGUUAAGAUGUUGCUACAGCCAUUUUUGUUGCUUUGGUUAAUAUCUGCUGUGAUAUAUAAUAUGUUAUCUCAUUGGUCAGUUGUAUUUUCUUUUUAAAAUUGAGAAACUAGCCAUAGGAGAGGUGUCAUCCUGUAAAUCCUUUAAAAACCUGUGGCAAACAUUUGAAAGAAGAAACAUUGCAAAAUACAGUAGAACCUCGGCUUACAUUACCCUUGGGUAAUGUAAACUUCAGGUUGCAAAAGCGGCAAAUCUGGAAGUAUUUUUCCAGGUUUCGCCGCUCACGCAUGUGCAGAAGUGCUCUAUCGCGCUGUGUGCAUGUGCAGAACCUCUGGUUGCGGAAACCUCAGGAUCUGGCUGGAGCUCCAGAACGGAUCCCAUCCGCAACUGGAGAUACCACUGUAAUAUGUGAAACUUGGCCUGUAUGCUUUUGAAAAUGACAAGCGAAUAAUAUUUAGGUGCAAUUAUGUAUUCUAACUUACUAGUGGCUCUUCACUUGGCAAUAUGUUUUCAGUGUGGUCUUCAAUACAAUUCAGCUCUUUGGACUAUAGUAGCUCACUGAUAUUGCCAUUUCAGAUGCAAAAAUCUGUGUUAAAUAAGCUGUUUGCUCCUUAUGAAGUAUAUAUUUGAUGGGGGGUAUUAGUGUAUAUUCUGAAUAUACAUUUUAAGACUGGCUUUUAAAAUGUGGACCAGUUGGUCAGGAGUUUGGGGGGGGGGGGUAAGAAGCAUAUAAUUGAUUUCAACAAUUUCCUUCUAUACCUUAGUUUAGGUUAUGUGGAUGAGCAUGCUGUUUCACUUGUUAACUGCUCAACUUUUCUCCCACUUUUUUGUUUCAGGUUUCAAUGUAGAAACUGUAGAAUACAAGAACAUUAGCUUCACAGUGUGGGAUGUAGGUGGUCAGGAUAAGAUCAGACCACUCUGGCGCCAUUAUUUCCAGAAUACACAAGGUGAGCUAUUUUCUGUAACUGACCAUAUCCUUUUUUUUUGUAUUUAUAGAGACCCACUCAGGCAUCUUCAGUUACUCCAUAACUAUGUUGAUAGCAUGAAGUAAACAUAUCAGCUACCUGUCUAGUACUGAGUGUGAUGGGAUAUGUCUUUAGGUCUUUCUGUCCCACAGACUUUUGUCAUUCAGAAUGUGAAACUUGCAGUAGGGACAGUCCUUUCUUAGCACAAGUAUCAAGCUAGGACAUCUCCAUUCUGCGCCAGCUUAGGUUAUCUUAGUUCAUUCACAUAUGUGACAUAACCCUUACAAUUGCAUUUUGAGUGUUUUCUUUGCAAGUAUGCCAACAGUUGCAUUCCCCUAAAUCAGAACCAUAGUUUUGCCUGCAAAAAAUAAAUAAAUCUAGGUUCAGUCCCUAGCAAUCUCCAAUGGAGAUCGAGAGACACUGCUAUCUGGAACCCUGGAGAGCUGUUGUCAAACAGUAAAGAGCUAGAUACAUGUCAGUCUUCUGAUUCUUUCUGCAACUUCUGUGUUCCCAAAAAUUAAUCUCAAGAUUCUAUGAGAUUCCUUUCCACAGGAUGUACAAAAAACAAGCUCCAGUAGUAUGCCAUGGUCAGUACAUGGUCAGUGUUGGCUUCAGGUUUUGUGUCAGUGUUUGGCAGCCAAACAAAAGGAGUGCCUAGCAAGCUUGCCCAAUUGUCCCCUCUCUAGCUUCUGCAGUAGAUUUGGCCAUACAUUGGUUUAAAGCAGCUGUGCACCUGUGUGUAACUCCUCCAUAUCACCCCAGGGUAUAAUUGAAGGCCUUUUGUGGGCCAAAUUGAACCCAUGGACUACUGGUCCGUUUUGGGUGUUCAUGUCAGCAACACUAGCCAAGUGUCCCUUGUUUUGAAUAGAACAAGUCCGGGGAAAACUGAAGGCAACUCUCUAAAUCUGCUAGCAUGUUGUAACUGAGGGUAUGUAAUUUGUAUAAUGAAAACCACUUUCAGAUCACUUGGUGGCCUAUUGAUUGUUAGCUUCAUGAUCUUUUAGCGAAGUUAUUGCUGUGUGCAUUAAAUCUUGGAUCUGUUUUAUGAGUGUCUCUUUUUAGCCCUCGGGGCUGACUUAGCAAAGGCUAUGACAGAUCAGCAUGUGUCACAGUUUACCUUUAAGCACAGGAGCUGCUGCAUCGGUGAUGUAGACACAUAACUUGACAUUGUUGGCUGUUGUCUCACUGCUUCUGAAAUCCUUGCUGAGGCUGCUUUGUCUUAUGGUGUCAACGUUGUUGUGACCAUAAGUUUCAGAAUCACUGGAAAAACAAGAUGAUAUACUUGUUUCUGCACAGAAAACCAUCUCACCAUACUUGCUGUGUCUAUGAAUCCUUCAUAGUUCUGGUUGGAGCCAUAGCUUAGUAGUAGAGACAUGCCUUGCAUGCAGAAGGUUCCCGGUUACGUUUCCUGGAGUAUCUAAGUAGGGCUGACAAAAUCCUGACUGAAAUCCAGGAGGGCCACUGCCAAUCUAUGUAAACAAAAUUGAGUUAGAUGAACUUACAGUAUAUGGCAGCUUCCUAUGUACCUGCACAUGUGUAAUAAGCUUGCCACAGCAGCAGCAUGGCACUAAAGCGAGCUUUAGGUCAGGAAGUCAAGAGUCAGAUGUUUUCUCGGACAUGAAUUCAGGUGGUCAAUUGUGCCUCGUCUACAGGCUGCUUUUCAUAAGUAAAAUACUAGACAUUGGCUUUUAUCCUGGUAAGUAAGAAAGUCAGUCAUUUUGGUAGCAUCUCAAGCAUUCAACGAGCAUUUUGCUGUCCUUCUUGAGUAAUCUGGGUAUUAAGAGGAGAUUGUUGAGGGCAUGCUUUCAUAUAUUCCUAUGUAGUAAUGUCAUAUAGCUUCUCCAUGCCUAUUCUGUAAAUGAAGCUGUGCGAGGUCUCAAGUUGGUGACUUUUUUCCAUAUAGAUAUCAAAGCACUUUCAAGGUGAGCUAUUUUAAGUAGCUUUUCCAGUAUGUUGUAAUUUGGCUGCAUCAGCAUGUUACUGAUGGAAACAUCAGCAAUAGCGCUGAUCUUAGCUAUAGGAUGGCUUCUCUUGAACACUUGGUUAGAUAGCACCACCUUAGGAUAUGUUGACUGACAGAUGGAGGUAAAAAAAUACACAAGUCCCAUCAUGUUAAACAGUUCUUCUCUAAAUAUUGGUCUUUUUUUCUUUCAUCUGUGGCUUUAGCAUGCAGAAUUUUGGUAGGCGCUUCUUACAGCUUUCUAACAGCCCAAGAAUCUUAUUUAAAGGGUUCCUAUUCAUUCUUUCCUACCUUGUUUGCAAAUGCCCAGAAUUAUCUCAUCAUUUUGAUAUUGUUAUAGCCUUGGACUUUGAGCAGAUUCCAGAAGAUUAUAUACAUCCAUUGGCUUGAUCAAAAGCAAUACUUGAUUUCUAAAUUGAGUAAAUGGCUUCUUCACAUAGUUCACUAUUACUUGAUUGCUGUGUGGCUAGCUUUAGCCCCGUAACUAGUGAAUUUGAUUUAAAUUACAUUAUAGAUUGCCAGUGCCUAUUGGUAUAGACAUAUUUUUAUGACAAUAGAUCUAGUUCCAUACUUAAAACUUCCUUUCAGAAAGGCUCUCUGUCUCCAUGCCUGUCCAUGUAAACAACUGUUGUUUCCUUUGUAGGUUUGAUCUUUGUGGUUGAUAGUAACGACAGAGAGAGAGUCAAUGAGGCCCGAGAAGAACUUAUGAGAAUGUUGGCAGAAGAUGAGCUCAGAGAUGCUGUCCUUUUAGUGUUUGCUAACAAACAGGUAGGUGAUCGUGAACAGCACAGCCAGAAUGGUACCCCAGGGUUCCCUUCGCCUCCAGUUGUGAUGGUGGGCUGUAAGAGUUCUCACCUUCCAGUCACCCUCUAUUGGUUAUGCCUACGUUUGUGGGCCUUGCUGUCGGCAGUGGGCUGAAAAUAAUAUUACUGACAGAUUUCAGAGGUAAAAUAUAUGGUCUCUUGCGUGACACAGUUGCAUUAAGGAGCCCCCAGGACUUCCCCUGCAACACAAAACAUACGAUUUUACCAUGCUAAAAGUGCUUCUUUAUUGACUUUCCUGAACUGCUGCACCUCCAAACAAAUUGUGGCACCACAAUGCCAUUAUGUAGGGGUUUAAAUGUACCAACAAUAUCGGUCAGAGUAUGAAUUUAGAGGACUAUAUGAAUAUCCCAGAGCAUCUGUUGCCUUUACAAGUCUCACUUUUCCAUCACUUUUUCUCCACCACACUUCAGACAAUUUAGGAAUUUUGCAUGCUACAUCUACGGCCAGAUUCAAAAUUGCCACUCUCAUCAUGAUCUGUACUAUGGGCCUUCUGUGUGCUCACUGGAUUGAGAAGGGUGGGUUGCUACUGUUGCAAGCCAUGUGAGAGCACAAGGAUGUCUUUGGCCUCAGGGAACCAGAUCUGGUUCUGUCUAUAUCACAACGUAGUCCAGAUCACACAGAUUAAUGGUCAAUGCAACAUCUUACCAUUAUGCCACAUUUGAAUUGUAUGUUGCAGAUUCUUCCUAUGAAUUCUCUAAAGGAAACAAAAAUCCAUUUUCUAAAGCAAAUUGCUUCCAUUUUUCAGGACCUGCCUAAUGCGAUGAAUGCAGCAGAAAUCACAGACAAACUAGGACUGCAUUCUCUUCGCCACAGGAACUGGUAUAUCCAGGCCACCUGUGCCACUAGUGGAGACGGUCUCUAUGAAGGACUGGACUGGUUGUCCAAUCAGCUCCGAAACCAGAAAUGA
Podarcis lilfordi (Lilford's wall lizard) is the source of this 23176-nucleotide messenger RNA. The record is from the annotation of a GenBank genome assembly. Lineage: Eukaryota; Metazoa; Chordata; Lepidosauria; Squamata; Lacertidae.